Molecule: messenger RNA, 705 nt
Organism: Striga hermonthica
Lineage: Eukaryota; Viridiplantae; Streptophyta; Magnoliopsida; Lamiales; Orobanchaceae
Source: the annotation of a GenBank genome assembly
AUGAAGCAUCCAAUCUACGUUUACUACCAGCUAGACGAGUUUUACCAAAACCACCGCCGGUACGUGAAAAGUAGAAACGACGCGCAGUACAGGAACCCUUCGGCGGACCACAGGACGGGGAAUUGUGAGCCCGAGUCGGUUAACGAUAACCGUGAACCCAUAGUCCCGUGUGGCCUUAUUGCUUGGAGCUUGUUUAACGACACGUACAGUCUCUCGAGAAAUGGCGCUGCUUUACCGAUUAACAAGAAGGAUAUCGCUUGGGAAAGUGAUAAAAUGCAUAAGUUUGGGUCUAAUGUUUACCCAAAAAAUUUCCAGAGUCAAGGUCUCAUUGGCGGGGCCAGGCUCAACGAGAGCAUCCCUUUGAACCAGCAAGAAGAUCUUCUGGUUUGGAUGAGGACAGCUGCUUUGCCGACAUUCAGGAAAUUGUACGGCAGGAUAGAAACCGAUCUUGAGGCGAACGAGAUAAUAAAAGUCGUUAUACAAAACAACUACAACACCUAUGCUUUUAAUGGGAAAAAGAAGUUGGUGAUUUCAACUACAACUUGGAUUGGGGGGAAAAACGAUUUUUUAGGCAGGGUUUAUAUCACGGUCGGUGGGUUUUGCCUGAUGAUUGCUAUAGCCUAUAUUAUCGUCUAUCUCAUCAGGCCAAGGCCUUUAGGGGAUCCAUCCUACCUGUCCUGGAACCGAAAUCCGCCAUCCAACUAA